AUGGAGAAAUUCGGGUUUCACAAAGUGACAAAUAACCCGGGCCCGGGAAACCCUGUGAUUACCCACAAUCAGCCUGUCCGUGAACAGGCGCCAGUUCCACAUUUCAAGAAGCAACUUCGCGUCGAAGGCGUGUCCUCUAACCUGGUGGCUCUCUCUAAUUUGGUAGGUGUCAAUCCCCAGGACUUCCCGGAAAUUGCUGAAAAGACGCCUGUUUCCAUUGACGGCAGCUUUGUAUUUUCCAUCACCAAGGACCCUGCGCAAAAGCCAGGAACUAUUGGAUUAUUUGGAGUGAUUCGUCAAUGGGUGAAAGCUUCCUUGGGUCAACCAGUGGUGGUUGAACCAUACAACAUUUUUGACAAAAGCUCAGACAACACCCAUUACUUGGGUGAGGUGGAUCUCAUGAUCGACUUUAGACAGGCUUCCAAGGCCCACGCGUCGACUUUGGACGAGGAAGAUUUGAUUAACGUCUUCAUUUCCAACUUCGAGAACCAGAUCUUGCAGCCCACACAGCCAAUUGUCAUGGAUUACAAGGGUGUAGUGUAUUCGAUCUACGUGUACGCGUGCCAGGUGAUCAACUUGAACCAGUUGGGGCAACCUAAUCGUCAGAUGUCCCAAGAUUUCGAAACCAAAGGAAUUUUGAUGAAGGGCGGAACACAGAUCAACUUCUUCCCUGUGGAUGGUUCACCUUUGCAGAUCGCAAAGAAGAAGGGUGGACGCUCUUCGGCCAUGAUCAACAAGCCUAGAGCAAACCCUAUCAUCAACCCAGACUUCAAAUUGGAGAAUAUGGGAAUUGGUGGUUUGGAUGCAGAGUUUCAGCAAAUUUUCCGUAGAGCAUUCGCCUCACGUAUCGUGUCGCCGGAUUUAGUUGAUAAGUUAGGCUUACGUCACGUUAAGGGUCUUUUAUUAUAUGGUCCUCCAGGUACUGGUAAGACGUUGAUUGCUCGUCAGAUUGGAAAAAUGUUGAACGUGAAGGAGCCAAAGAUCGUCAAUGGUCCGGAAAUGCUCUCCAAGUAUGUGGGUUCGUCCGAAGAAAACAUUAGGAAUUUGUUUAAGGAAGCUGAGGCUGAGUACAAGGCUAAAGGAGAAAGCUCGCAGUUGCACAUCAUCAUCUUUGAUGAGUUGGACUCGGUGUUCAAGCAGAGAGGUGGCGCAAGAAGCGAUGGAACCGGUGUAGGUGACAAUGUUGUCAACCAGCUCUUGGCCAAGAUGGAUGGUGUGGAGCAGUUGAACAACAUUUUGAUCAUUGGUAUGACCAACAGAUUGGACUUGAUCGAUAACGCUUUAUUGCGUCCUGGUCGUUUCGAGAUCCAGAUUGAAAUCUCCUUGCCAGAUGAGAAGGGUCGUAAAGAGAUUCUUUACAUUCAUACAAAGAAGAUGAAGGACAAUGAUCUUUUGAGCGACGACAUUGACUUUGACGAGUUGGCUAGUUUGACCAAGAACUUUACAGGAGCAGAACUUGAAGGAUUAUGUAACUCCGCAUCGUCAUUUGCCAUAAACCAGUAUACUAAGGGAGACAAUAUUGCCAAGGUUGAUCAAAACAUCGAGAACAUGAAAUUGACAAGAAACGAUUUCUUGUUGGCGCUCAAUGAGGUCAAGCCCGCAUUUGGUGUCAAUGAGGAAGACUUGAACUUGAAUUUCCCCUACGGCAUCAUCGAGUACAACCCUAGAGUGCACUCAGUAUUCGAAAAAUUGAAGUCGUAUGUGGAAGAAGUCAAGAACUCCGACACUGAGAGGCUCAUUAGUGUUUUGUUGCAUGGUGAACCUGGAGUGGGUAAGACAGCCAUCGCCUCCAUGCUCGCCUUGAAGUCGGAGUUUCCUUUCAUCAAAAUGCUUAGUGCAGAGAGCUUGGUGGGCAUGUCGGAGGGAAUGAAGAUUAAUGCCAUCGACAACAUCUUUAGGGAUGUUUACAAGUCGCCAUUGAAUGUUCUUGUUAUUGAUAAGAUCGAGACUUUAAUCAAUUACGUGCCUAUUGGUCCAAGAUUUUCCAAUGAUAUUUUGCAGAUGCUCAUUGUCAAUCUCAACAAGAAGCCACCUGGAGGCAGACGUUUGCUCAUCAUUGGAACUACGUCGCAGUAUUCUGUUUUGAAGCACAUGAGCUUGGUGGAGAACUUUACUAAGACUAUCGAACUUAAGAAGAUCAAGAAUCUUGAAGAGGUCAAGGUUGUAUUCGAGGAGUUGGAGUUCAUGCUGGGUAAAGAACGUCAAGCCGUCCUUCAACAGUUGGCCACAUUCAGUGAUGGUGCUGUUGAUAUCAGUAUCAAGAAGUUGAUCCAAGUUAUGAUGAACUGUAAGUAUCUCAAGGCGGACGUUGAUCUUGCGGUUGAGAACAUCAUGGAAGCACAAGUGGCAUAA
Sungouiella intermedia is the source of this 2352-nucleotide messenger RNA. The record is from the annotation of a GenBank genome assembly. NCBI's taxonomy places the organism in Eukaryota, Fungi, Ascomycota, Pichiomycetes, Serinales, Metschnikowiaceae.